Molecule: messenger RNA, 1476 nt
Organism: Theobroma cacao (cacao)
Lineage: Eukaryota; Viridiplantae; Streptophyta; Magnoliopsida; Malvales; Malvaceae
Source: RefSeq, a predicted model, not a curated record
AUGCCAAAUGCCUUUUCUAACCUAUACCCAUAUGCUCCCAUCCAACGAACAUCUUACCCCACAAAUAUCCACCCACCUACUUCCACACCCGUUACAGCUUCAACCACACAACAAACAACACCUUCAAACAACCAUACUACCAGUGAAUCAAGAGGAUGGCGAAACAAGCAAGAGAAAGUGCAGUUUGACCUAAUCCCAAUCCCAUAUGCUGAACUCUUCACUCAAUUAGUUGCAAACCAUCUAGUAACACCCUUAUACAUAGAGCCAUUAAAACCUCCAUUCCCGAGAUGGUAUGACGCUUCCGCCCAUUGUGAUUAUCAUUAUGGAAUCGAAUGUCACUCGAUUGAGAAUUAUAUAGCAUUCAAACAUAAGGUGCAAGGGUUGAUCAAGGCAAGAAUCUUGAAUUUUGAAAAGAAGCCGGAACAGAAUGUUAACAACAACCCAUUACCAAAUCAUACUAGGGCAGGGGUAAAUGCAAUUGAAGGGGAGAUGAAUGUUAAAAGGAACAUCCGGAAAGUGGAAACCCCCAUGGAGAAAGUGUUUAAAGCCUUGGUAAAGGCCUGUAUGCUCGAGGUUUGGCCGAAACGUCUUGAUAUGAAUGACUCGAGAGAUAUCCAAGGACCAUACUGCUUAUAUCACAAAGGAUGUGUGGGGCAUUUAAUUCAAGAUUGUAGUUCUUUCCGGAAGGAAGUGCAAAGGAUGAUGGACGAAUCAAAGAUUGAAUUCUACAUGGAAGCCUCAGGGCCAGCAGUAAACAUGAUGACCAAAGAUUCCACUCACCCAAUGAAGAUAAAACCUUUGACCAUUUUCUAUGAACCAAGAAGAGAGCCUGUGGAAGACAAAACCCAAGCCAAGAUGACCAUCGAAGUCCCUAAACCUUUCCCCUACAAAGAUGACAAAGCUGUCCUGUGGAACUACAAUUACAAUGUACAAGUUUCAAAUGCGGGAAAAUGGAUGGCCGAAUCUCAAGAUAAUGCUGCAAAUAUAACUGGUGUUGGGGGGAUUACCUGCAGCGAACGUUGCUAUACACUAAAGGCAUUGGAGAAUCUCAGGAAGGAGAAGGGAAAAGAAAAAAAGCAAAAUUCGAGAGAAGAAAAAGUGCAAUCUCAAGAAUCGACAGAUGGCUCAAAGGGAUCGGUGACGAAAAAAGAAGCUACCGAGGUCCUCAAGUUCAUUAAACACAGUGAGUACAAUGUGGUCGAGCAAUUGAACAGGUUGCCUACUCGUAUUUCACUACUAUCUUUGCUCCUUAGCUCGGAACCACAUAGGAACUCUUUGAUGAAGAUUCUGAACCAAGCAUAUGUGGAUCACGACAUUUCAGUUGAAAAUUUAGACUACAUCAUUGGGAACAUUUCAAUGGGUAACAUAAUAUCCUUUAGCGAUGAAGAAAUCCCUUCUAGAGGUAGGGGAAACUACAAAGCCUUGCAUAUCACUACCAAGUGUAAAGGCUGUACAGUCACAAAAAGUGUUGCUUGA